Callithrix jacchus (white-tufted-ear marmoset) is the source of this 5502-nucleotide messenger RNA. RefSeq names its product MFSD2 lysolipid transporter B, sphingolipid (gene MFSD2B). Gene Ontology annotation, biological process: lipid transport; carbohydrate transport. Lineage: Eukaryota; Metazoa; Chordata; Mammalia; Primates; Cebidae. Gene Ontology annotation, molecular function: symporter activity; sphingolipid intramembrane carrier activity. Gene Ontology annotation, cellular component: plasma membrane. The record is from RefSeq and is a predicted model, not a curated record.
UCAUAUUCAUAUAUAUAUGAAUAUGAAUGCUGCUAAUUAACAUUCAUGUUCAAGAUUUUAUAUAAACAUGUUUCCUUUCUGUAGGAUAUUGCAGGUCAUAUGGUAAUUACACAUUUUACUUUGAGAAACUGCCAAACUUUUCCAAAGGACCCUCACUACUUUCCAUUCCCACAAGCUGUGUACAGGGGUUCAGAUUUCUCCACAACCUCCCCAACACUUGUUUUUGUCUCGUUUUCAUUACAGCCACCCUGUGGAUCUAAACCAGUAUCUAUCUCACUGUAGUUUCAAUAUUUAUUUCCACAUGCUUACUGUUCGUUUGUAUAUCUUUAGUGAAAUAUCCAAAUUCCUUGUCCAUUUUAAAACUGGAUUGUCUUAAUUGUUGAGUUGUGAAAGUUGAUUCCAGUACAAAUCCCUUUUCUCCCAUUCUUUGGGUUGUCUUUAUACCCACUUGUUGGAAUCAUUUACAGCACAAAGGUUUUCAUUUUGAAAACUUUUGUAGUUUAUCCAGCUUGUGCUUUUGGCAUCCUAAGAAACAGUUGCCUGGCCCAAUAUGAUGAAGAGUUGCUCCUGUUUUUUGUUUGUUUGCUUGGUUGGUUGGUUUUGGUUUUUGUUGUUUGCUUUUUUUGAGUCUUCUGUCACACAGGCUGGAGUGCAGUGGUGCGCUCACUGCAACCUCCACCUCCCAGGUUCAAGUGAUUCUCCUGCCUCAGCCUCCAGAGUAGCUGGGAUUACAGGUGUGAGCCGCCUCCUGUUUUUUCAUAAGAGUUUUAUAUUCUAGUUAAUGCAUUUUCAGUUAAUGUGUGCCCCUGUUACUGGUGGAAGGCAUCUGAGUCACAUGGCACCAAAAUAUGUUAGUAAGGGCAAAUCUAUACAGGUUGCAGCAACCUCAAUUCUUACCUCCUCAGAAGAAAGAAUUCUACUGAGGGGCAUAAGGCAUAAAGAGAGACUGAGGCAAGUUUUAGAGCAGAAGUAAAAGUUUAUUAAAAAGCUCUACAGCAGAAAUGAAAGGAAGGAAAGUAUACUUGGAAGAGAGCCAAGCCGGUGACCUUAAAGACAAGUGCCUAGUUUGACCUUUUGACCUGGGGUCUUAUACACUGCCAUACUUCUGGGGUCUUGCAUCCCUUCUGCCCUGAUUGUUCCCGUGGGGGGCCUGUCCGCAUGGGCAGUGGCCUGCCAACAUUUGGGUGGGGAGCAUGCACACUGUGUUUACUGGAGUUGUGCCCAUGCUCACCAGAGGCAUUCUUCCCUUACCAUUCCAAUGUCCUUGCAAGGUCAUAUGCCAGUUGAACUCCGAAACUGGCCUCGUAGUAUAUAUGCAUGAGCCCACUUGCCCAACUCCUGAGAUCUUAUCUAGAAGCUGAUCAGCAGUUUCAGGUUUUCUCUAUCUACUGGGAGGCUGCCUUUCAAUUAUUUCAAUUAUUAUUUUAAAGGGAACAUAACCACCUGAUGGUUGCCUAAUGUUCCUUGUUGGAAGCGUGGUCCUCUCCUGCCCUGUUCGAGUCUGACUAGCUACGUGCUGUCACCCCUUCCCUUUUAAGGACUUUUCUGGAAUAUUACCUGUGCCACCCUGCUUGCUUUAGUCGCCAGAACUUAGUUACUGGCCAUCCCUGUGAUCUGUAUAGGAGAUUAUGUGUAUUUCAGGCGUUGGGUGUCAUGUGUAGCUGGUGGCAUGCCUGUCCAGCCUGAACAAGCAGGACUCUUGCUUCGUUUUGCAGGGAGCUGCUUCUUGUCCGAGGUCAUCCCAGGGGUCUGGCGGAGGCCUUUAGUGCGCAGGGCCGCCGUCUGCGGGCGCGUUAAUCACGCCUCUCCUGGAUCUACCCCAAGGAGAACUGUCCCGAUGGCCUGGUGGGCCUUUCCCGCCGCGGAAUUUGGCUCUUCGCUGUUUCCCUUUGGGGAAGCGAAAGAAACAGUGCCCCUCGCGGCCUCUGCAUUUCUCCCGCGUUGCCGUCGGCUACUCACUCUGCGCGCUGCGGCCCUCGCCCGGAGCCGUCCCUCCCGAGGGCGGUAACUCCGAGGGCAACGGCCACGGGUGGCACUGCGGUGGCGAUGGCGGCGACCCCUGCAACGGCAGCCGAAGGACCCCCACAGCCGCAGCCGCACGCCCCGGAGCCCGGCCCGGGGAGCACAAAGCGAGGGGGAGAGGACAGCAGAGCUGGUCGCCUCUCAUUCUGUACAAAGGUGUGCUAUGGCAUUGGUGGAGUCCCCAACCAGAUAGCCUCCAGUGCCACAGCCUUUUACCUGCAGCUCUUCCUGCUUGAUAUAGCACAGAUCCCUGCCGCCCAGGUGUCACUUGUUCUGUUUGGGGGAAAAGUAUCUGGGGCGGCUGCUGAUCCUGUGGCUGGGUUCUUCAUCAAUAGAAGCAGGAGGACAGGGUCUGGACGGCUCAUGCCUUGGGUGCUGGGCUGCACCCCCUUCAUCGCCCUGGCCUACUUCUUCCUGUGGUUCCUGCCCCCCUUCACCAGCCUGCGAGGCCUCUGGUACAUGAUCUGCUACUGCCUGUUCCAGGCCCUGGCCACGUUCUUCCAGGUGCCCUACACAGCGCUCACCAUGCUGCUAACCCCCUGCCCAAGGGAGCGGGACUCAGCCACUGCCUACCGGAUGACCGUGGAGAUGGCGGGAACACUGAUGGGGGCCACCGUCCACGGGCUCAUUGUGUCUGGUGCUCACAGACCCCACAGGUGUGAGGCCACUGUGACCCCGGGGCCGGUCACUGUCUCCGCCAGUGCAGCCCAUCUCUACUGCAUUGCAGCUGCUGUGGUUGCAGCAACUUACCCCGUGUGCAGCGGUUUACUGUGCCUAGGGGUGAAGGAGCGGCCAGACCCCUCUGCUCCAGCCUCAGGCCCAGGCUUGAGCUUCCUGGCUGGGCUGGGUCUCACUACCCGGCAUCCCCCCUACCUGAAGCUGGUGGUCUCCUUCCUGUUCAUCUCUGCUGCUGUUCAGGUGGAGCAGAGCUACCUGGUCCUGUUCUGUACACAUGCCUCCCAGCUACACGACCACGCCCAGGGCCUGGUGCUAACUGUCCUGGUCUCGGCUGUGCUGAGCACCCCGCUGUGGGAGUGGGUUCUCCAGCACUUUGGGAAGACAACAUCAGCCUUCGGGAUCUUUGUGAUGGUGCCAUUUGCGAUCUUGCUGGCCGCUGUGCCCACAGCACCUGUGGCUUAUGUCGUGGCCUUUGUAUCUGGCGUGAGCAUUGCUGUGUCCUUGCUGCUACCCUGGUCCAUGCUGCCAGACGUGGUGGAUAACUUUCAGCUGCGGCACCGCUAUGGGCCAGGCCUGGAGACCAUCUUCUACUCCUCCUAUGUCUUCUUUACCAAGCUGUCCGGCGCGUGUGCCCUGGGCAUCUCCACCCUCAGUCUGCAGUUCUCGGGGUACAAGGCAGGGGCCUGCAAGCAGGCGGAGGAGGUGGUGGUCACCCUCAAGGUCCUCAUCGGUGCCGUGCCCACCUGCAUGAUCCUCACUGGGCUCUGCAUCCUCAUGGUUGGUUCCACUCCAAAGACGCCCAGCCAGGAUGCCUCCCGCCGGCUGAGCCUUCGGAGGAGGACCAGCUACAGCCUGGCUUAAAGCUUGGGAGAGCCACUGUGAAUGGAUACAGGAGCCAGCAUCCUCAGGGCCUGACGUUACCCUCCUCAGCCCUUCGGCACCCAGCCUGGCAGUUUAGCAUGCGGCCUUUUUUUCCCCUGGAAUGUGGAGUCUUCGGCGAUUUGUUCUGACUGGACCAGCCUAUGCUCCGGGACCCCCACUUGGCAUUUCUUGUCUGCUGCAGUCAGACCAUCUCAGAUAGGCCUGUGCCCCUGACUAGCCCCACAGCACCUGUCUCUGGAAAAAGGAAGCCCCUGCCCAACCUGGCUCGUGGACCCUGUGGGAGCCCCAGGCCCAACAACCUGCGUGGAUGGCAAAGCUCCCCAACAGGACACACACAGGACUCUCGUUUGUCCCAAGGCUCCAGUAGACAUCUGUUGAGGACACAGAGAGGUGAGAGACCAUGUGGAUGGGCAGAGUGGGGACAUGCCGGAGAUGUACGAUUAGGGAGACACAGACAGACUGAGGGAGGCCGGCGGGCCCCAGGGAGACCGAGACAGCAGUGCGGGGGGACUGAGCAGGGCCGGGUGCUGAGGUGCUCCUCAAGCCUCUUCACGUUGCCAUCCAUUAAUGUGACUCUUUCUGUCAGGAUCAGAAAUGGCUAUCGAGCCAGCAAAGAUCCAUCAUUUUUACAAAUAAAAGCUAUUUGUGUAGAAAGAUUGUUCUGAAAUUUUAUCUUUAAGAGCACAGGAACUACAGUGUUUUAGGGGCCACAUCUUUGGGGAAGAAAGAUCCACUGAGGUUUAUUUUUUUCAAAAACAAAUUCAGGGGUUGAUCUGCUAUUGAGUCUGUGCAAUGUGACCGUGGACCACCCUCUCCUAUCUGGAAUCCCCAGAGAAGGGAAAGGGGAGAAAGCGUGAUGCCCUUGAACCUGGCUGCUCCCCCAACCACACACCCCUGACUUGCAUGUCCUUAGACCAGUGACACCAUGUGGGAGGGGGCAGGUUCCUCCUUCCCUUUAGAGGAGACAAAAAGUUGAGGCUCUAGAGUGGCUUGAAGAGCAGGCCACCAAGGUGGCUCAUGGGGGCUGGGGGAAGGGCUGGGGAACUUGAUGCUCCAACAACUCCUGCCUGGAGAAGUCUGGCACCCAAACAGGGGACCUGGAGGUGCAGACUUGCCCCUACAUUUCUCCCCAGCCCCCAGCCUUUCCUCCUCCAUGGAGUCAGCUCUCCUGAGCCCAUGUCCCACAGCUAGGCCCCCCUCCACUCUUGAGAUCUUCAGCUGUCUCUUGGGAGCAAUCCCCCUGAGGCCUAGAACUUAGGUUUGUCCUUAGAUAUGACACAGUCCUCAGAGCUGAAAGCAUCUCACUGCCUCCACAAACACUUCGGCAGAAGGAACCUGACCUCACCCGAAGCUUGUGGGGUCUGACCUGGUCUUUCUGAUGCCUCAACUCUCUGGCCCUUGUGACACUGGCAUGAGUGUCUGGUUCCUGAGGUUACAAGGCACCAGAGAAAGAGCUGGGCUCAGUUUCUCUGCAUUGCCCCUUCUGACAGGAAGCUCUGCCUUCCCCUACUCGGUAUGGAUACAGACACACACACGCGCGCACACACACAAGCAAGCACACAUGCAAGCUACUGAAAACAGGAGAGAACAGUUUAGUAAUACCGGGAUAUCAUGGGUCAUGUGGAGACAGUACCCAGUAAGACAGAAGGCAAUGUAGUUUCCACCAUGUUAUCGUUUUAUGUCAUGCUUGUAUUUUUGGUAGAGAUGGGAUUUCACCAUGUUGGCCAGGCUAAUCUGGAACUGAUCUGACCUUGGGUGAUCCGCCUUCCUCAGCCUCCCAAAAUGCUGGAUUACAGGCGUGAGCCACUGCGCCUGUUUAUGGCUAUAGAUCCUCAGUGCCCAGAAGUAAAUGUACAAUAUGAAAAUCUGCUGAAUGAACGAGCAAAUGUUCCUCUUCCCUUCAUCCUACAACAACCACCA